GCUGUCUCUCUCUACCCAAGCAGUUCCGCUGUUUGGCAGGAUGAAGACUUUCUACAACGUUUACGCCAUUUGUGGCUUCGCCGCCAUUGGUGGUGGGCUCUUCGGUUUCGAUAUCUCUUCCAUGUCUGGUGUACUUGGAACUCCUGCCUAUGGCAACUACUUUGGCCACCCUGCUGGUACUCGCCAGGGUGGUAUUACCGCUUCUAUGCCCGCUGGUUCCCUCUUUGGUGCUCUCUGCUCAUCUUUCCUUGCCGAUCACCUGUCUCGUCGCACUGCCAUCCAGAUCGCCGCCGUUAUCUGGUGCGUCGGUGCUAUCCUCCAGGCUGCUUCCAACGGCAUUCCUCUUCUGUGCGUUGGCCGUGUCGUCGGCGGCCUUGCUAUUGGUAUCUGUUCCGCCAUCGUUCCUGUCUACCAGAGUGAGAUUGCGCCUAAGGAAAUCCGUGGUCGCGUUGUCUCCCUCCAGCAGUGGGCUAUCACCUGGGGUAUCUUGAUCCAAUACUUCAUCCAAUACGGCUCUUCUUUCUACGACGGCGGCGUUGACAACGAGUUCCAAGGCACAGCUGCUUUCCGUAUUCCAUGGGGUAUCCAGGCAGUUCCAGGUGCCAUCUUGUUCGUCGGUCUCUUCUUCUUUCCUCGCUCUCCCCGUUGGCUCGCCUCAAAAGAUCGCUGGGAGGAGGCUCUUACGGUCCUUGCCCACCUCCACGGUUCCGGCGAUGUCAACCACCCCAAGGUCCUUGCCGAGUACAAGGAGAUCGAGGAGGCCCUCCGAUUUGAGCGCGAGGAAGCUGUCACCAGCUUUGCUGCGCUUGUCAAGCCCCGCAUCCUCAAGCGUGUCAUCCUCGGAAUGUCCAUCCAGAUGUGGUCUCAGCUUUGCGGUAUGAACAUCAUGAUGUACUACAUCGUCUUCAUCAUGCGCGGCGCUGGUAUCGCAGACGAGCUCCUCACCUCGUCCAUCCAAUAUAUCAUCAACGUCGUGAUGACACUGCCGGCUAUCCUCUACCUCGACAAGUUCGGUCGUCGCCCCGCGCUGCUCAUCGGCAGCUUCUUGAUGAUGACCUGGCUCUUCACUACUGGAGCUCUGCAGGCCUCCUACGGUAUCCCCAACCCUGAUGAGACCGACAAAGACAUCUCCUGGGUUGUUCCUAGAGAGCACGGUGGCGUCUCAAAGGCCAUUGUUGCUUGCUCCUACCUCUUCGUCGCUUCCUUCGCCACCACCUGGGGACCGACAUCGUGGACUUACCCGUCUGAAAUCUUCCCUGCGAAGGUCCGUGCUAAGGCCGUCUCUCUCGCUACUGCCUCGAACUGGACUUGGAACUGCGUUCUGGCUUUCGCCGUUCCCCCUCUUCUCUGGAGCAUCAACUGGAAGAUGUAUAUGAUCUUCGGUACGUUCAACGGUCUUGCCCUCAUUCACAUGUUCCUGGCCGCGCCUGAGACCAAGGGCAAGACUCUCGAGGAGAUGGACACCGUCUUCGAAAGCGGCAUUCCUCCAUGGAGGGCUGGCAAGAUCGAGUCGCGCCUUGAGCAGCUCCAGCGCGACAUCGAGGCUGGUGAUGUCAAGGUCGCAACCAACAAGGGACCCGGUCAGGUUGAGCGCGUCUCUCACGAGCCCAAGGUUUAAAGAGGCUUACAAACGUGCGCUGCUGCAACUUUGAUAUUCGAAGUACAGAUGAUCGAAUGUCAGGGAUACUGUUUCUGUACAGCACCCGAGCUGUGCAAAUAACGUUGCUUGUACGGUUAACGAUGUUCCUCAUGAUUGCGAUGCUCAUACAUAGCGGGAAAGGGUUAAUAUGAACCUGAUCACAAAGUG
Messenger RNA from Macroventuria anomochaeta, 1807 nucleotides. Its product is annotated as high affinity glucose transporter. The transcript has 3 exons. Gene Ontology annotation, cellular component: membrane. Gene Ontology annotation, biological process: transmembrane transport; carbohydrate transport. The record is from RefSeq and is a predicted model, not a curated record. Gene Ontology annotation, molecular function: carbohydrate:proton symporter activity. NCBI's taxonomy places the organism in Eukaryota, Fungi, Ascomycota, Dothideomycetes, Pleosporales, Didymellaceae. The coding region runs from base 41 to 1618 and encodes 525 amino acids.